UAUGAGCCAAGAUUAAAUCAAUUAUGAGCCAAGAUUUUGUCUGUCAGUGCACAAUGGGGGUCUAGAGUGUCUAGCAUUAACUACAGAUGCCAGGCACGUAGCCACACACAUCCGCACUUGGCCCGAAGCUCAAGAACACACAACAGUCAACAGAGGCAGUCAAAGUCGCCGUCGUUGUCCGAGAGUAUCCAUCGCAGCCAACGUAUCGUUGUCCGUCAGUCAGUCAUUAAGGCUAAACAAAGUUCAAAUACCCGUCGUCACUGCUGCUGAGGCAGACGCAGAACUCGGAUCGGAUCAGAUCGGAUCGGAUGGUUGGAUGGAUGGCUAAGAGAGGCUAAGAGGCAGACAGACAGAGACACAAUCACUGACAUUUCGUUUGUUACCUUUUUGGCCAAAGUGGUUAACACAUUUGUAUGAGCCCGGCUUGACUUGGCUUCACCUUUUCUUGCCUGCCUCUGUGUGUGUGUGUGUGUGGAAGAGCGGAGUCUAAGAGCGGGCAGAGACCAACCGUUGAGGAGUUGGCUCAGAUGCUUGUUACCUGUUCAGGCGAACGGACGGACGCCGCCUGGCUCGCUCGCGAUCGGUUCAUUUACUUGACCAAGUCAGUCGUCGCGACGGUUCUGCCCUAGGAAAUCGUCUCAAUUUAACGCGAACUGGAGUUUAGUUUCGGUUUCUGUUUCUUUUUUAUGUUUAUUGUGUGUGAUUGCCGCCGAAGCCAAAUCAAAACAAAUUGAGCCCUCCUCCUCAACCGCCUCGCUAACCAGUUUUAUUUUUUGUGGUUAUUACCAAGAAGUUGCAAAAGCUCUUCCAUAAUGAGACGUCGGAAAGCGCUCAUCUGCUGGGCUGCUCUGCAGGCGGGCAGCUCCAUCCUUACCUGCCUGCUCCUCCUACUAACCACUGGCCAGCAUCCGCAUCAGGUGGCUGGUGGGAUUGUUCCUCCUCCCUGGAGUGAUCCCGCUAAGAAUCCUUGUGCCAGCAUGGCCGGUGGCUGGCAGCUUUUGUAUUGGACUCCUCUAAAAAAGUGCUUUAAGAUCUUUACUCUUGGCUAUCCUUGUCCGGAAACCAUGGAGCUAAGUCCCACGGCAGUGAGUGCGAAAAGAAAGGAUCUACCAGCUGCCGAGUGCCGUUGUCCACCGGGAACAGCCCUAAGUCCUUUGAACCAGAAUGUCUGCUAUAAGUUGUAUGAGCGAGGACCCUGCCAGCCGGAGGAGUACUUCCAGCCCAUGCCGGAGCAGGUCAAGAGAUCUGGCAAUCGUUGGGGCACUUGCAAGCGACCCCUGCACUGCCCGGAGAAUAUGGUGUUCUGGCCUAGAGACAACAAGUGCUAUGGCCGUCACUCCAAGGGACCCUGUAGCCGAGGCAAACUGCUCGUCCGAAACGAGGAUGGACUGGCCGAGUGUCGCUGUGAGAAUGAGGGCGAGUUGUCUACGUUCUAUUACCCAGCGGAGGAGUCCUGUUACGAGCACUACACCAAAGGACCCUGCUCCACGCCGGGUCAUAUAUUCUUGCCCGGCGGCCGCUGUGAUUGUCAGCGACAUUUGCCGCACUAUCAUGCUCCACAGCAAAUGUGCUACGAGCUGGACACUCCUGGUCCCUGUCCACCCGGUCACAUCUUCCGCAUACCCGAUGAGGUUAUUCAGGAGGAGGCUGGAGGCAGCUCUUCCCUCCAGCUUUUACCACGUGGCCAAUGCCAGUGCAAAGAGGGCUAUGUGCCCUGGAGCGAUGGCAUCUGCUAUCGCCUGUAUACUAGAGGUCCCUGUGGCCCUAAUGAGUUCCUGGUCAAUGGCACCAGUUGUGUGCGCAACUUUUGUGGCAAGAAUCGUCUGUAUUUCCCAGCGGAAGACUCUUGCUACAGGAUAGGAUCUCAGGGUCCCUGUGCUCUGCACCAGGUGGUCAUCUUUGACUUUACUGCCCGGCCAUCCAUCGAUGGCAUCUCCUACAAUGGCAUGUGUGGUUGCUCCGGCGUCCUCACCAAUCUAGAUCAGCAGUGUUCCGGCGAGAACGGGGACAAAGAGCUGAACAUAUGCGAGUCCACGCCGGGAAUGGUGGAGAUCAAUGGACAGUGCCACAAGCUGUAUAGUCGUGGACCCUGCGGUGCUGGUCAGUGGCUGGAGCCACUAAAAACUCAGACAGCAAAUGGCACAAAGACGGGCAUCUUGGCCCAUGCUAGUCGGGCCAAGUGCGUCUGCCGCCCGGGCUAUACGCCUUCGGAUCAGACGGCAGCAGCAGGGGAUCAGCGUGGCAUGAGCAACUGCAGCGCUCCGAGUGUCAGCCUGGCGAGGUAUUUAACCAACGAGCGACUCAACUCAAAGUUUCUCAAUGAUCUGCACUUUGGUGGGGCCUUCUAGGAAGUUAUCUUCAAGCUAUUCUGUGUCUUCUGAUUGAGAUGGAUCCUUCCUCCCUCUGUCAUCCUACGCAUGCCUCCCUCUCCCCCUGACUACUUCAAAGAAUCUCUUUUUUUUUUUCUGAUAAUUCUGUGUUGCAUGCUGUGUUUAUGUGUUAUUUUUGUUUGAUCUACCCAAAGAUCACUUGUUAUUCCAUUUUAACCAUUUUGUUAAUUCUCUUCUAGGUGGUUUUUAGAGAUAUUCGGUUAACGUGAGUUCCGUAAGGAAGAGAUUGAUUGUGCCA
Messenger RNA from Drosophila kikkawai, 2628 nucleotides. Lineage: Eukaryota; Metazoa; Arthropoda; Insecta; Diptera; Drosophilidae. The record is from RefSeq and is a predicted model, not a curated record.